Molecule: messenger RNA, 1423 nt
Organism: Zea mays
Lineage: Eukaryota; Viridiplantae; Streptophyta; Magnoliopsida; Poales; Poaceae
Product: putative pectinesterase 11
Exons: 6
Coding region: 139-1137 (332 amino acids)
Biological process (GO): cell wall modification; pectin catabolic process
Molecular function (GO): pectinesterase activity
Source: RefSeq, a predicted model, not a curated record
GCUGGUGUGCUCGACGCCAGUAUAAAUUUGGUGUACCCGGCGGCAUAAGCUGCAGCAACGCAAACGCAAGCAGCUGCUAGCAUAGGUUACAACAUACAAGUGCAGCACGCGAGUGCAGACAGCUAGAGAAAGUCCAAGAUGCCUGCUGGAAGAAGCGCGCCGGCAAGGGGUGCAGCAGUGGCAGCAAUGCUGCUGCUGACUAUGCUUGCACGGCUACCAUGCCUAGAAGCCCAAAGCUCGCGCCGACCUACUGUCCUCACUGUAGACAUGACAGGCAAGGGAGAUUACAGAACCAUACAGGAGGCGAUCGACGCCAUUCCUGCCGCCGCAAACAACUCGACCAGCGCGGCCAUCGUCACGAUCAACGUCAACCCUGGGAUAUACACGGAGAAGGUCGUUGUCAACAAGGCUGGAGUCUCUCUAGUCGGGAGGAGCGCCACCUCAACCAUAGUUACCUGGAGUGGACCCUGGAACCAGAACCACCAGUCUGAGUUUGCUCUCUACGUACAGGCAACCGACUUUGUCGCCAAGGGCUUAACAUUUCAGAACACGUUAGGGAGUAAGGAUAAUGGCCCGGCGGUGGCUGCUAAAGUUGACGCCGACAAGGCGGCGUUCUAUGACUGUAGAUUCCUAUCGUAUCAGGACACCUUGCUGGAUGCAACAGGGCGCCACUACUAUCGUGGGUGCUACAUAGAAGGCGCCACUGAUUUUAUAUUCGGCACAGGAAAAGCCUUUUUUGAGAGCUGCCACUUGCACUCUACCUCGGACGCCAAAGGAGCAUUCACAGCGCAGAGGCGGUCCACGGAGUCGGAGAACGCCGGUUUCAGUUUUUUUAGGUGCGAGUCGACCGGCACAGGAGUCGCCACGGCUAUCCUAGGGCGGCCAUGGGGCCCUUACGCCCGGGUCGUGUUUGCCCUCUGCAACAUGUCUAACACGGUGGCGCCCGAGGGCUGGAACAACUGGGACAACACGGCGAAUGAAAAGACGGCGUUCUUUGGACAAUUUCAGUGCUACGGCCAGGGAUCCGGAACACAAGGCCGUGUUACGUGGGCGCACAACAACCUCUCUCCAAAUGAAGCUGCGCCUUUCCUCACCAAUGCUUGGGUUGAUGGCCAAGAUUGGCUUCGUCCGCAGUAGAACAAAUUUGUCCCAUGAUCAGAUAUCUCGUCAUCGGUCAAUUGAACUUCUUAGGACUGGUUUGGCGGCAAUAGGGAAAAAACCUAUGGAAAAAUCCGCCAAGGGAAUUUAAAUGACACUUCAAUUUACUGAGAGGAUUUCCCCCACUAGGGUAUAAUUUCCUGCCACCCUUUGGCAACCAAGGGUUUAGUCCAAAGCUGUUUUAUUCCCAAAACAUAGCAAGCAGCAACUGUAUACUACUAUAUUGGAUGAGAACUUUAUCCAUCAUCAGAAAAUGGUUCAUCCA